Lytechinus variegatus (green sea urchin) is the source of this 1550-nucleotide messenger RNA. Its product is annotated as galanin receptor 2a-like. The transcript is spliced from 2 exons. Lineage: Eukaryota; Metazoa; Echinodermata; Echinoidea; Temnopleuroida; Toxopneustidae. The record is from RefSeq and is a predicted model, not a curated record. Gene Ontology annotation, cellular component: membrane. Bases 114 to 1244 code for a protein of 376 amino acids. Gene Ontology annotation, biological process: G protein-coupled receptor signaling pathway. Gene Ontology annotation, molecular function: G protein-coupled receptor activity.
ACCAUAUAUAUGACGCAUGUUGUAAAUAAUAAUUCAUUUGGAAUAGAUUAAAGUCAAGUGGAUGAAUCUAAAGGAGAAAAGUCACUGGAAAACUUGACUACAAGAAUACCGAAAUGGAUACCAUGGAUAUUGCAGGAGUUUCUGAAGAAAUGAAAAUAGAAUCAUCAGCAGCCUUUUCUGACUUUUAUGAAACGACAUCAGAUGCAAACUCAACCGACGGAGCGGUACCGGCCGUGUGGUCCUGGGAACCCAUAACUUGGAAGUGGUGGGAAAUCCUUCAGUUGAUCCUUGCCAUCGCCGGCAUCGUCGGUAACUUCUUGGUGAUGUUGGUUCUCUUCCGGGUCAAGCGGAAGCUCUGUUCUACCGAUACCCUGAUCGCUGGCUUGGCCGUGGCUGACUUCUUGACCUCGGUGUUCAUCAUCCCUCACGCUCGCGUGGAGACGGUUCCUCAGAGCAUAGCUGCACAGCUCUACUGUCGAAUCAUCCAAUCCAAUUCCUUGAUGUGGACAUCCAUCUGCGCUUCCAUCUUCACCUUAACAACCAUCUCAAUCGAAAGGCUGAUGGCUGUGAGGUACCCAUUCACAUUUCAACGUUUCUUUACACCUAGAACAACCGCUCUUAUCAUCUGCAGUAUCUGGCUGAUCGCCUUCCUCAUCAACACCGUCAGUUUCUACGUACACUACGUUGUCGAUGGAAAGUGUGCCUUCGGAUUCUCGACCCCAUCUUUCCAAAAGUUCAUAGGAGUCUUCUACUUCAUCGCCGAGUACUUGGUGCCCGUCUUCAUCAUGAUCCUCGCCCACGUUCUUACGAUCAGAACCCUUCGUGAGCGCGCCCAGGUUAGGCUACACUCUUCAGAACAUCAAAGCCAACGCCCAAACAAUCGACUCCUGCAGGCUCGACGUCGCGUAAUUGAAAUGCUUUUUAUCGUUGUCGUCAUUUUCAUCAUCUGCUGGACACCCGAUCAGUUUGGAUUCCUCGCUUUCACCGUGGGUAUUAUCGAUUUCUCGCACUUCAACAGCCCCAUCUACCGUUCCUUUGUAGUCCUUGCUUUCGUCAACUCCUGUGCAAACCCUGUAAUCUAUGCAGCCAGGAACCCAAACUUUAGAAAGGCGCUCAAAGAACUCUGUGGGACCGUGCCGUCUCUCAGACUCCAGUCUGUGUUUGCAGCCAUUGAUGAGACUAGCAAUAUCUCUACUGAUACAAGUGCUACUAAACUAUCUUCUGUUGACAAAGUAAUCGUGUAAUUUUUCAUUCAUUUACUAUAAAAAUGUAUUUAAUUUCGGACAUAUUCACUAUUCUUUAUCUAUUUAGAUGUGGAUUAAAUAUGCAUUUAAUCCAACCAUAGUUUCAGUAAUGUAGAGUUUUAUAUGUUUCUCACAGGAAGUGUCAAACCGGGCUUUAUUUUCCUUGGGCCAAAUUCAAAUAUUUGGAAACUUUUAGAAAAAAAAUUAGUGAAUGGUGAGAGUGUCAAAUUAUCGCCCCAUGCAAUGUGUCUACUGUACACGUAAUAAUUUACAGCCUCUUUCGAAAGAGAAUUAAUGAUACUUGUA